Guillardia theta CCMP2712 is the source of this 237-nucleotide messenger RNA. Its product is annotated as small nuclear ribonucleo protein polypeptide G. The transcript is spliced from 2 exons. Gene Ontology annotation, molecular function: RNA binding. The coding region runs from base 1 to 237 and encodes 78 amino acids. Gene Ontology annotation, biological process: mRNA splicing, via spliceosome; spliceosomal snRNP assembly. The record is from RefSeq and is a predicted model, not a curated record. Gene Ontology annotation, cellular component: U2 snRNP; U5 snRNP; U12-type spliceosomal complex. Lineage: Eukaryota; Cryptophyceae; Pyrenomonadales; Geminigeraceae.
AUGAGCGGCAAGGGAGGGCCAGACCUGAAGAAGUACAUGGACAAGCGCGUCACAUUGAAGUUGAACGCGAACAGAAAUAUCACUGGGAUCUUGCGUGGAUACGACCAGUUCAUGAACUUGGUGUUGGACCAUACUCAGGAGGUUGUGACCCCCACACAGAGAAACGAGAUCGGCAUGGUGGUGGUGAGGGGAAACAGCAUAUCGAUGGUAGAAUGUGUGGAUAGAGUGUACGGCUGA